AGAAUAUGUAAUAAGGGAUAAUUCAUGAAUGAUGGCGGAUUGGGUUGAAUUUUUCGCUCGAGAAACACCUCCGGGAAACUUGAAAGAAGUUAGAACUACUGUCGGCGAAUUUGCAGCAACACAAAGGGCAGCUGGAAGGGAUGUAGUCUUUGUGACGGUGAGUGGUUAAUCCAUUGACUUGAAGAAUUUGCCGAACGAAACCAGACUGUCCGGAAAUCUAUGCACAUAACACUCCCUAAUGUCGCACUAUUACGUUUAAAACAUGCAAGGACGCAGUAUAUAUUAUGAGUAAAAUCAGGUCGAGUGCCAGUAUGAAUCAUAAAAAUGGUACUCGUGGUUUUGGCACGCUGGAAUUGUUAUUUAAAGACAAUCUUUGUCGACACGAGUUCGACAUAAGCUUACAUUCUUUAAGUUUAAUAACCGUUCAUGGCGUUAGUUGAUUCACAGAUUAAUAGUUUUAUGCCACUUAGGCAAGAAUUGAAUUUUAAUGCUUCGAAACAUCACUUGAAAUUCAUGAGAUUCAAUCUCGGAAGUUUUCUUUUGAAGCACCCGAGAAUCUAAAAAUGUGCAGACUGGUAAUCGAGGAUGUAAUGUUUUAAUGCACAGCCUAGAUUUAUUUAAUCUUUUUAAACACAACGCUAAAUUUGCAUACUUUUCGAAUGGUUCCACUUCUGUAAUCACUAAUGGUUUAAAUGGCUUAUUGUUCUUUCAUCUGAAACCAUUCAAGUCUGUCGUUAUUUAACAGGACAUUUGCAUAAAAAUUCGACUUAACGUUGAUUAUUCCCGUGACAGCCUCCGAUUUCGUCGUAAUGAACGAAGUAAUGUGUCAUGGGAUGUGCGGUUGACGAUGGAACUUGAUCUUUGAAAUCAUUAUAAAAGUUUACUUUUGACUGUUAGUUAGUUUCCAGUUUUUAAUGACCACUACACAAAGAAUAUUUUGUUAGCUGUAGUUCUCAAUAUAUGUUCUUGUCCUCAAAACAAGUUUAAUUAAGAAGCUUGUUAAAUUAGAUUGUUUUACCCAUCACGUACCACACUGAAAAUCAAUUGCAGGGUAUUGUUUUGCAUUGAACAACAUACACACCGCGCGCAUUUGCAUACAGUACCUUUUUUUUAUACAGUUCAUAAAUUAAGGGUUGUUAUUUAGUGAAAAGAUGUGAACAAGAAUAAAUAUAGCAGGCAUUCUGACAGACUCUAAACAUAUGAGGAAAUAUGCAGUAUUGUCCAGGAGGUCCUAUGUGAGAAAAGGUCUAUUAUGCGACAAAUGAUGUGAUUUCUCUCUUGACUCUUGACACUAUUAUCGGAAGAAUCACCAUAACGUAGUUCAGGAGCCCAUAACCCGGAGUGGGCAACUCCCAUACUAGGCCUAUGUCAGGGGCGUUUUUACGGACCAGUUUAUUUUUGGACACAUCUUAGGGAACUUUUCCCCCUUGAAAAUAGAAUCUCCACGAUGUUUAUUAGUGCAUUCGAAGUACAGAAUAUCAAAAAGGAAGACUAAACGUUAGUAAAAGGCCAAAAAUAUCAGUUUUAGGUCUGUAGGAUUUGCUGGCUGGUUUGUGGAAAUCAAAAUUUGCGCCAAAACCGUUUUGAAAAUAAGCUGGUCCAUGAAAACACCGUGACACAAGCACAUGGAAGUUGCUCGCUCCUGGUGAUGGGCUUGACCUGCACAAUUUAAAAGUUUCAGAAGCUGUGCGUGAUGUUAGGUAAUCAGAUGAGAAUUGUAGAAGAUAGCACUAAUUAGGCUGCGAAAACAUCCGUUUCUCCUCGCUCUUUGCUGCUGCGGACGUUUUGCGAGGAGGAACGUCUGUGACUCAUCGACAGAAAUUCCAUACUGAUGACAUAAAAUCUGCCUGCAAUCCGGUCAGAAACGCUGAUUGGUUGAUGGAGUAGUUACAUUGUUUUAGCUAUUGUUUAUGAAUGACAGACAAAAGACAAAAGGCCACAAAGGUCAAAUGUAAACACGAAGGAUCUCUAGCAAAACAGUCAAUAUUUGUGGAAUAUACUCUUCUCUAGAAGAAGUGUUUGAGUUUUGCUGGAGCUCAUUGGCAGAUGAACACAACACUUUACCAAAAUCGACCAGGAGACACAUAAAAUUGGACAAAUUUGUAUUUGGAACCUCAUGACUACGGGAUUUAUUAUGUAAACAUUGAUUUGCAUCAUCAGUAUGGAAUUUCUGCCACUUCCGGUUUCACUGCUUUUAGUUUUAGAGAAGUUGACCUAAUACAGCUAAUUUUUAUUUCAUGCACCCAUGACAUGGGUAAAAAUUUGACACAGUGUUUGAAUUUUUUAUUUUACAGUCUGGAGGCACGCGUGUUCCUUUGGAGGCCAAUGCUGUUCGUUUUAUCGAUAACUUUAGCAAUGGAACAAGAGGAUCUGCCUCAGCAGAGUAUCCUUAUAAUUUUACGUAAAUAAAAUGAUAUCUACAGGUGUGAUAUUAGCAGUCAGAUCCCUGCUCCAUCCUUCCAGGAGAGCCUUUCUUUCACUUCCUUGAUUUUGGCACACUCAAGGAAGACUUUAUAUGAAUCAUGUAACAUAUUUGUUCAGCAUGCACUGCAUUUUGCUGGGAUACAGCUUCCAACCCAGGCCUGGGGCGGGGGAUUUCAAGAUUUGGAUUUCAAGUGAGAGAGAUGAUCGAAUGGUGGCAAAAUUAAAACCCAAAUAUAUCCCUGGACCAAAAUUUAACCCCCAAAAAAUCCCAUGCUGAAUUUCUGAGCCGUAAAAAUUUAUUCGCGGAACUAUGUGGCCAGGAUAUGUGGGAACUAUCGUGAAUAUUCAGAUUUUUUUUGAAUACCUGAAAAAAUGCUUACUUAAAUCAAGCUACCCAAAUAAAUACUAGCCAAAAUUUUCCAACCCAAAAACAUCCUGAAAUUGACAAUUUGUAACCCAAAAAAAAUGCUCUGUUAAAAACAAGCAAAUUUCUGGAAAUUCAAAACUCUGACGAAUUGAGUUUUGAGACGUGUGAAUCGAGUUUUCAAGCAUCUGCUUACUUAUUUAAGUUUAUUGAUCAGUAGGCUCCCAGAAGUGUGGCUUGGGCUCCUAACUCUUUAUUUUAGGAGCCUGAUAUAUUUCUUGCAUGCGUGGUUUUCCUCUAUCCAAACAUUGCUACCCUACAUUAGAUGUAAUUUUUUUAUGUCAUUUAUCAUUCCUUAAAUUGAUUAACAUUAACCUACACAAUUGUCCUGAGACUUUGUGAAUUUUACCUCCUUGACGUUUUUUUUCAAAGAUAUUUUCUUCAGCAAGGUUAUGCCGUGAUAUUUCUACACAGGCAAGGUUCUCUACAACCAUUCACACGCAACUUCCCUUCACAUGAUAUUCUGGAUCUGCUACAGCUUAAAGACCUCCCAGAUGGAUCUAGCCGGAUUGAAGGUAAGGAAGAAGUUUACCAUUAGUAAAUAGCAAAUGUAAAGUAAUGCACAAAUCCUUGCUCCAGACUGCCAACAAAGUGCUGGAAAUAAGUUUUCUUUUAUUUAAACAACAUAUGACUGGAUUAAUCACCAUUUAAGUGGGACAAAACAAAAAUGUGACAUAGAGCUUUUUUGAGAAAGGUUGUUGGAAAAAAUGCACGCAACAAUCUCGAAAGGUGUUGUGGAUGGUUUUGUGUUCACUGUUGUUCGAAGAAAUUUGAAAGAAUGCCAUGAGAGGCCGUAGAUGUAUGUUUGUGAUUGCUAUAGGAAAACAGCAAUAGAAGAUUUGACAGCUACAGUGCGAGGAAUAGCAUCUUGAUCAUAUCCCAUAUUACAUUUCAGGAUUGUCGCACGUACAUUUUUCUCACAAUCUUUCUUGAAAUAGCUGUAGUCAAGGAUGCAUUAUGCAGAUUGACCAACAUCUAUUGUGUCCUAAAAUUAUUAAUGCAUAAUCAAGGGAAAAGAUUAUGAGAAUUAAUAAAAUGAUCACCCAAGUGAAAAUGCUUUGAUUUUUAAGCAAAUUCUCUUAACUAGUUCUCCAAGGAAAUGUAUUGAGAUUAGUACUGAGAAUUUGUGUGUUUAUUUUGGAGCUUAAAUAUUUAAAAAACAUUGUGCAUGAUAGGCACGAGAGUCGCAGGUAGACUGAUUACUGCUGAAUUCACUAACCUCAAGUGGAGCCACUAGCUGCAGGAAAGUGGUUACACAGCUAAGGGGACUGGGUUGAAUUGUGUUUGAAUUAGGCGUGGGGUGGGUCCCGGGGGUGUACUCUGUAAAAUGGAGGUACAGGGAUGUGCUGCUGGACAGGGUAUGGUUUUUGACCUUUCUGUCACAAACAGGGUAUGUAUUAUUUUGCGUGAGUCUGUCCUAAACUGGAUAUAUGUUGUGGUUCAAUUUUAUCCUUGGUUUAAAUUUUAUUUUCUUUUGUUUCAAACUCAUUAUCAUACAUUACUACUCCCAAAAACAAAAAAAAAAAGGAAAUUUAAAGCAAGGAUGAAAUUGAACCACGACGUAUUUAAUAAAUGGCUUUAAAAUAAGACGGCGCAAAUUAUGUCCUUUGUCCUAAACAGGGUAAUAAAAUUGAGUUUGUAGUCCUAAACAUGCUACGUGUUUGAGGAUUUUUUGUCCUAAAACAGGGUCAAGGUUUCAAACUCUCAGUAGCUCACCUACAGCAAAAUAGUGGUUGAGUACUUCUCUUCCCCUUGGGGUGGGUGAGAUAUGACUGCAAAAAAGAGGGAGUUUCCAGUAUUUAGAUCUCCAGAGGUUCAGCACCUCUGCUUGUGUAUCUAAUCACUUUACUCAUUAUUAUAUUAUUUUUUUGUUCACUAGUCAAUUCCCACAAACUUCCAAAACUGAUCCAAAUUCUCAAGGUUUACAGACAAGUAAGUAGAUGAUAUAGUGAACAGUUCCAGAAGUUCAAUACCCUGGGAGCAGAGGCUACACUUUCGCUGUGUGCGCUGUUGUGCGAAAAGUAGCCUCUGCUGACAACCUUUCAAUCUGGACGAAUAAAUUAAAAACAGGUUCUUUCUCCUGUUCUUGACCAGUUUAAAGCAUUGCGUGAGUCUUGUGUGAGUCUUGCGUAGCAGACCAGAGUUGUCGCAAUUUUUCCACGACAGACCUGACAAUUAAUUUUGCUUGCGAAUUGCAUGCACGAUAGAAAAUUGAAUGGUUGUCAGCAGAGGCUACUUUUCCCACACGCCAGUUCACACAGCAAAAUUGUAGACUCUGCUCGUAGGGUACAAGUUCAAUAUUACCCUGUCAUUAUAUUCAGGGCCGUCACUGAAAUUUAAGUACAUUCACUUUAUAGGUGGGAAAUUGAACAGCUAGGAAGUUCUUUCAAUACCCUGCGAGCAGAGGCUACAUUUUCGCUGUGUGAGCUGUUAAGUGUGAAAAGUAGCCUCUGCUGACAACCGUUCAAAUCUGUCCAGAAAUCUGGACAAAUAAAUUAAAAACAGGUUUUUUUCCUGUUCUUGACCAGUUUACAGCAUUGCGUGAGUCUAGUGUGAGUCUUGCGUAGCAGACCAGAGUUGUCACAAUUUUUUAUCCCCGUGACAGACCUGACGAUUAAUUUUGCUUGCGAAUUACGUGAUGAAUUUCGCGCAUGCACGAUAGAAAAUUGGACGGUUGUCAGCAGAGGCUACUUUUCGCACACACCAGUUCACACAACAAAAAUGUAGACUCUGCUCGCAGGGUAGAAGUUCAGUAUUACCCUGUCAUUAUAUUCAGGGCUGUCACUGAAAUUUAGGUACAUUCACUUUAUAGGUUGGAACUUGAACAGCUAGGAAGUUCUUUUGGUCCUUAAGUAGCCUGAGGAUCAUGUUGAUAGUAGCUGGGGGAAAUCCCUGACUUCCAGCUCUUACUGAUUGCUCUGAUAAUAAUGAUGUAUUAAAAAACCGAUUAUUUUACUUGCAUUUUGCCUUGAAUAUGGAAAGUUGAUAUGACUCACUCACAAGUCCCUUUACUUGUCAGUGAUCACAGAUGUUUUAAUUUGCUUUCAAGCAUGUUCUUGAGGACCACGCAAGAUUUUCUAACAACACAUGAAUAAAAGUUUCUUGUGAAAAUACUAGUAAAAUGGGAGUCUUUAAUUUUGUCUGUUAGCUGUUUUUCCGACUCUUAAUGGAAAAUUCUAUCAAUUUAACAACAUUUUUACUUGAACGUAUCAAAACAUUUUUUUGCAUAUUCAGGAUGUCAUAGUUCAUCUUUAAUGUUUCAUUUAAGGUACGAGCUGCAGGGACAUUACUCAUGAUUGAGUAUAACACUCUAUCUGAGUAUUUAUUCCUUCUAAGGGGCGUGGCUGAAUCUCUUGCACCCCAUGGCCCCUCCAUCAUGUUGUAUUUGGCAGCUGCAGUUUCUGACUUUUAUGUUCCAUCCCAGGAUAUGGUAAGUUUGAAAAAUUAUACUCAACAUCUCCAGUUAAAUUCCGUUAUUUAGAGACUUUAGUAUACGAUGGUGGCAAUGGCGGUGGGGAUGCCAAAAAAGCAAUAGGGCCAACAAGCAAAACAACAACUUUGCACAUGCUGAACACUUUCUUGUACACUUGUUUGCCGUUCCUGCAGACCACAAUGUGAAAUCUGCGUAUGCAAUGACUUAUGUAGGAUGUAAACAGAUGACAACAAAUUUUUCUUUCUCUUUCUGAACUUGGGUGCAGUCCCUAAGAAUUCAACUCCAGGAAAAUUCACUUAAAUUUAACAUUUUAAGCCAGUUGGAAUAAAUCCUUGGGACAAAGUUUGAAAAAAUUUGAAUUUAUUUUAAUAGUAAACUAUAGUGAUGUUUUCACCACUGUCACUGUCGUCAAUGCUUAAGGUCCCUAUUGUGGACCCCAGGAGCCUACAGUUUAUUGUCCUUCACUCCUUGUCAGUCUUGCAAUCAUGAAGCAGUGCUGUUACUAGGUUUAUGCUACAACAAGAAAAAUUUCUGAAAUUUGAUUUGCUUAGAGCAGUUGUAUUUCAGCUUAAUUUGAAAUACCUACAUGUGAAAAUUACAAACCUUUUGCGGGUAGUAGUAUAAACAAAUAAUAGCAUGAUUUGUAUGUGAUAUUUUAAAAUUAUCUCCAACUUCACUCGCCUAACGGCUCAUGAAAUUAUGCAUAACAAUAAUUUUGAAAUAUCACUCGUGGUAUUUAUGCCAAAUAUCACUACAACUCAUACUAAUUUGCUGGAUAUAUAACAAUUAUUCACUGAAGUGGAGGUGGCUAGUAUUGGAUAUUUACCGAGGCCGCGAAGUGGCGAGGUAAAUAUCCACUGCUAGCCACCAACACUGAGGUGAAUAAUUGUUUUAGUAUGUACUAAAACAGUGAGAUAAUUGAGCAAAAUGAUGAUUUUUAACUCAUUUACUUUUACCAACGAUUACAAUUUUGGUGCUUGAAGACCGAACAGCCGCGGUUGUCGCUUUUUCUUAGCGACAAAUAAAACUUUUGAAGGCGUUUGUUUAGCUCUUGCGGGGAAGUUUCUUCAAAAGGAGUUGUGAAUUCUGUUUGUAUUUAAAAUAAUUCUGUAAAAAAGAUUAUUAAAUUCAGUUUUAAGCUUAUUUAUGAACAAGUCCACUAAAUAAAGUAACGGAAGACUUGAGCUUAAUUUGCAUUUGUAAACAAAAAACUUUUUCACCGGUUUUAUCGAUAACUAUUCAAGUCAAAAAGACAAAGCUUUACCUGUUAAAACUUCCAAACCGAACUUCGUCACCUUCUUCAUGUAUUUUGGAAAUAGCUUGCUUGAUUAGUUGUGAAAUUUCUUAGUUUGUUACGGCAGCAAACCGGGAAAGCAUUUUGCUCGCAACCUAUGCGAGUUUGGCGUCACUCGCUCGGAGGAACUGGAGGUGAAUCAGUAAAUAGUGCAGGAUAUUCACUGAUUGAGUAGCCAAUCAGAGUGCCCGAAAAACACUAUCCACUGUUUUAGUAUAUACUAAAUGCAAUUAGUGGGCAGGGAAUUGAACAGUAAGGAAGUUCUUCUGGUUCUAUUUCCCUUUUUUUCCCUUUGAAACUAGCCUGGGGUCAUGCUCGUAGUAGCCAGGGCAAAUCCCUGGUCACCAGCAUUAGUCACAUCCUUGUUGAAGAGUAAAAUUAAUAGUAUUCUUUAAAAACAUUUGCAUCAAGGAGUGGCAUAUGUGUAGACAUUUACACCAGUAUUGGUUGAUUUAAAGCAUUGUUGGCAGUAUUAAAGGAGGAAACUGUUCCCUCAGCAGUCCAUUGUCAUAGGGAUCGGUACUAAGUUGUCUGAUUGAUGGCAUCCACGCUUCAGGAAUCUCAAUUCCACGGUCCCUGUAGAUAUUGCUAGGGUGAAGUCUUAAGUCAUGUCAUCAUGAAUAGCCUAUGUUGAGGGUCUUGGUCAAUACACAUACUACUUUUAUUUAGUAGUUAUGAAUAUUUUUUAUUAUUAUGGGCAAAACCGACACAGCUCAUCUCAAUAUUCAGAGCAAGUUAACUCCCUCUUCAACAGACACUGAUCCCAGCAUUUUCCAUUUAUCACGAACUAAAAUAAAAAUGCUGAAAGCAUGAUAUCAGAUGUUUCCCAGGAGGUGACUAAACUUGUUUUCACUGGUCAUUGCGUUAAUUUUUGUCAAUCAGUGUGUAAAUUGUCAGAGCUCGAAAAAGGUCUUGUCUGUUAGUCUAGGACAAGUAGAUUUUCUACCUGGGCAUGUUACUUUUAAAGAUUACUUGCCCAACUGGCAAGGGCCCAGGCAAAUCAUCCAGGGUGGGGUCUGGGGGAGAGUGGAAUAACAGUCUCUGAUCUUGAAACUUUUUGGUUAUGCAUUAGUAUUAUUUCUUCACAACUUUUAGUUGGUUGUUUCCUUAAGGUGUUCACCUUUGUGCUUAAAAAUACUCGGAGGUUACGUGACAUGAUUUUGUUGAAUGUUUUUUUUUCAUUAAAGCCAGAGCAUAAGAUACAGUCUGCUGAUGGCCCACUCCAGCUUCACUUGGUGCAAGCUCCAAAAAUGAUGGCUCCUCUGGUUAAAGAAUGGAUUCCACAAGCAUUCACCGUAUCAUUCAAGGUACAUUAAAGCUUUAAAGCUUUCCUUACUAUUCUGUUUAUCUUCAUUGUUACACUACCCUGAGAAAACAGCUGAUAUUUUACGAUGUCACCACCAGUUUCCAGGCUGCAAAAUGACAUCUGAGAAAUGACUACAGAAAUUCCAUACUGAUGAAGUGUCACAACCUGGGUAGUGCUUCUGAUUGGUUAAAAAUUAAUUUUCAUAGAUUUCAUUUUGCUGGGAAAUCAGUGGUUGCAAUGCAAAACGUCAGCUGUUUUUCAGGCAAGCAUUACAUCAGAGUGUACUGGUGAUAUCUUUUCUUCGACCUUCUUGACUGGCAGGUAAAAAACACAGGUCACAACUACAGGUCACUGCGCUAUUGAUAAAUACAUAAUCAUGUAACUGAGAUAAGCAGUGUUCCCUUAAUUUAAAACUCUAUUUCAGAUUGUGAUUAGGGCUAGGAGGAGACACUUUCAUUGUUGUUUAUUUACUGUAUGUAGCACGGUGACCUGCACUCUAACCUGCACUUGUGACCUGCGUUUUGAACCUGCUGUUUAUUCCCGAAGGGGGCGGGGGGUACUUUAGGAAUUUCUGGGUGGGGAUGUGCUGCUGGGACCCUGGAACCCUUAACCCAUACCAGAGCUAGUUCAGCUGAAUUUUGCUACCCUAUACUAGAGUAAACUCCCCAAAUCCCCCUAUGCUAGAGUAGCUGUUCCCCUGGUCUAGAUAAAAUCUUCAACCAACUGAUCAGUUUCCUGAAAAAUGAUACCCUAUUCUAGACCCAAACACUCUGAUUUAUAUACCCUAUCCUAGAGUAAACUGCUUGAAAACCAUACCCUUCACAGCGGCACAUACCUAUAUAGCCCAUAUAUGGCAGUAACCCCCCCUCCCCCCCGGGUGUUUAUUAACCCUUGCUAUUCAUUCUCUUUGCAGUUAGAAACAGAUGUGAACAUUAUCUCCAAGAAAGCAAGACGGGCUUUAGCUAAAUACUCACACCAGGUGUGUUAAAAUCUUGUUUGAAUUUAGUGUCUUGUUUCGAAUUUUGUGUCCGUGGCCAUAUAUGGAUCUGUUUUAUUAUUUAUUAGCUGGGAAUUAGAUAAUCUGUGGAUGAUUGGGAACGAGCAUAAAAGUGAAUUUUGACGUACUUUACAUCAUGCAUUUAAGACUUCACAUAGCCUCCAAGACCACCCCAUGUCAAUUUCUGUUUAUCUGGGGUGGGUGGGGUGGGGAGGUUAAUAAUUGAUUUUCUCUUUUUUGGCGGGGAGGUUGGGGGGGGGGGGGGGCAAAAGAGAGAGUUUUGGUAUCUCCUCUUGUGUAAAAGGGGAAAUUUCUCUAGUUAUGAAAUCUAUUCUCAUACCAAAACCAAUUAUUUCAUUGGUUACCAGGUGGUGGUGUCCAACAUCUUACAAACCCGCAAGAAAACUGUAGUGAUAAUCACGCCGACGCAAGAGACAGCCAUAUGGAUGUCAGAUUCGGAGCUGGAGACUGGCAAAGAAAUUGAAGAGAAGAUUGUGAUUGAUCUUAAGAAAAUGCAUCAACAGUUUCUAGCUUCAUCUGUGUUGCAAGGUACUUAAAGCUCUGUGUAUGUUACUUUUCUAAUAAAAAUCACGGUCAUUGUGUGAAGCACUGUAACAUUAAUUUUUUUUGUAACUAAUUGAAGAAGCAAGUAAAUUAAAUGUCAUGAAUGUCAGUUGUUGUCAUUAGUAGCUCUUGCUGUUGCACUCCAACAUGUCCUGCCCUUAACCUGGUCUGCUGACAUAAAACGUGGAGAAGUAAAUGCUAAAAUGUAAGCCUACAUACAUCUGGAAAAAAAUGACAAAUAUUAUUCCUUGAAAGGUGUAAUAUUUGCCAUGAUCUUCUUUCUUUUCUGAAAAAUCAAAAAUUCAAGAUAAGAGAAAAUGCCAAAAAUAAAGCAAGGCAAAACCAACAGACUUUCAGAAUAAUUGAGAAUCUUUUCUCUCAGUUUUUUUAUUUCUUUAUGACUAUAACUUAUUUAUUAAUAUUAUCAUUUUCUUUGUAUUAAUUCUCAUGAGCAUUUGGAACCUCAUGGCUACUAGAUUUAUUAUGUAAACAUUGAGUUAUGUCAUUGGUGUGGGGUUUCUGUUGCUGAGUCGUGGAUGUUCCUCCUCGUGGGGUGUCCCUGGUGAUGGGGAGUGGGGAAGAAUGUCUGUUUUUGCAGGCUUAUUAUAGUGUAGCUGUAAUUAUUAUAGAUUUUAUUUAUACUUGCUCGUAUUUGAACGAGUGUUUUCAGCUCCUUGACGUAACGUGUUAAAAUAAAUGAUUGAUUGAUUGAUUGUGUUACAUUGUAUCAAAAUCUCUAGCAAAAUCACUGUUACAAACACAUACACAGCACAGAUGUGGAAUUUCUCUAACAUUUCCAAAGUUAAAUUUAGCUUGGCGAAAGCAUGUUUACUGCUCUUUUCAAAAACAUGCAAAGUCUCAAGUCCAAAAGCCAACAAACAUUUGUGUUCUUCACUGCCGUCAUUAAUCCUAGUGAACCUCUUAGGAAACGCAGGUUCACUUCGCCGAGUUCAAAAGUUCAUAGUUUGUGAUUUAUGAUUGGUGGAUUUUGCUUUGCUGCUUUGUAAGUUUCUGUGUUUCAAAUUUCUUUGCCCGUUAUCGUAAUUAUGAUUGACAGUAGCAAAAAAUGCAACUGCAUGUAAGCUGUCUUUUAAAAUGCAGAGUUUGCAUGUUAUUGAAAAGUGCAGUUAAUAAGCUGAACUCCACUAACACCCAGCUUAUUAUGUCAAGAUGCCUUAAUGGCAAAAAUUUCCAUGUUAGUGUUCAUUGUUUUGUCAAAUAAGGAACAGCUGAAAUCAUGAACUUGGUUGGCCUGUGCAUGGUUACUACUGUCAUGUGUGUCAUUUUCACCCAAGACAGAGAAUAUCCCCAUACCGUCCCCUACAAAGGGUCAUCUGGCUUGAACAAACCCCAAUCCAUUUAAAAAUGUUUUCAACCCACUUGACUCAGACCCUUUUUAAUGCUGAUUAACUCCACUUCCAUUCCAACACAAAUCCAGGUGUUCUUUUAUUUACUUUGCACUACUGUUUUUACUCUGCUCUCAGAGAAGACUUCAUUUUUUUGCACAUUGCAGAAAAUCUAUUAACCUCCAGAUUAGUUAACCUAUAAUGAUUUUAAAGAAUUUUAAACCACUAUAAAUCCUUUUAAAAUUUAUGGGCUUGAAUUAAAUAAGCCCCCUGAGGAGCUUAAUAGAGGAUUUAUGGUUCAUUCAGCUAGUAUGACCUUCACUAAUGAUUGCUUGUAUUUUGAAAAAAUGGUUCCAAACAACAUAUCAUAUAUAGAUUUAGCCAUGGCUAAAAGCAAAGCUCUCGAUAAUAUUUAUAGUUUGCUCAAACAAAAUAAAAAUAACGAUAAAAUCGUGUGAUGCUAAGUGGUGAGGGCAACGAGAAUGGUGAAAGCACAACAAUAGUUAAUUAGCAAAAAAGCAACGUUGCACAUGCAGCACACUUUUUUUAAACAUUACUUUGCCAUUGUUUUGCACGACUACAAUGAGAAACUUCCAGAAACUUCCUGGUUACACGUUUCAUGGAGAAAAUAAUGUACGUGUUCUUGUUCACUUUUUUUUCACUGCCGCUCAUUUUCACCUUGGUGGCACGUAGCAUUUCUCAUUUUCUCACCACUGUUACAAAAUUUUCAUGUUGUUCUACCAACAAAAAAUGUAUCCUUUUUUUUUCUCUUGCUCUAGUUCUCUGUCGCUCUCAGUUUUCUCAUUAAGCUUCGCUGGCCGGUCGCCUACUUUCUCUUUUUCUCUUUAUUGACUCUUUAGUUGUCUCUGCUUCACAAUACACGGGUGGCUACGCGAUUCCCUGCCAAAAUAAGCUCGAGCUGCAUUUGGGUUGCCAUUUCUGUCGACUGUUGACUUAUUUUACAUUGGUAUGCCUGUGGUAUGGACGGACAGUCACUCGGUUGGGCAAUAUACAGUCACCUGAUUACCAAAUUUUCUAGGAUGGAUAGAUUUUCUUAGCUCUGGGGCUCCACUUGCUUGGAGCUCUGCUAUUAAGCCAAUCCUAAAUUUUUAGGAAAGGCUUGUUGGGGAGGACAUCAAAGUUGAAAUUUUGCAAAUUAUUUGGGUUUUUGUCACUUCUAAUGAUUAAAAAAAAAAAAAACAUAAAAUGUUUUUUUUUACUGUUAAUGUUGAUACAGGUAAUACAAGAUCAGUUAUGUUGACUGAUCAACUUUGUCAAAACAGCAAUCAGAUACCAGCCACAGUUCAGGUAAGUUGAAUUGUCUUAUAUGACAAGGAUGCAAAAUUAUUAAUCAUAACUAUAACAGAAUUCUCAAAUGUGACUGGCUUUCAGCUGUCCUGAUUUCAGCACAAAUUAGACUCCGCUGAGUCCUUUUACCAUUAUUAACAGUAAAAAAAAUACUAAUUCAAAGAACAUCAAAAUAAUUUUGUAUCCUUGCUCUAGAGGACCAUCUUUGGAUAUCCUUGUCCUCUAUAAACUGCAACCACUCAUGAUUGUUUUUUAAAGUGAUGGACUCAGUUUUUUUCUCUAUGCAUUGCCACUAACUAUCAGGCAUCCAGGGUAAAUAUUUUGAUGUUUCAUUAUUCCUCAACGCCAUUUCAGUUGUGUAGUCUUGUGUAAUUUGACUGUAUACAGGUAUAAAAGCUGCAGUAUGUGGUCUGGAAUAUGGAAGUCAUUACUAUGAUUGAAGUUAUGGCUGAAUAUAAUCUCAGAAGAAGAACAUUUCUCUUAACCCCUCUGGACCAUUUUCAGAGCCACUGACACCCCUGACUAGUGUGACUUUUUAGCAUGCCAUCUACUGGAGAAGUACAACCCUCCAAGUUGUGACCAUUUUGGUUGCUAUUGUGCCCAAAAUUUUGGAGUUGGCGACUUGAUUUGUAAAAAGGUCUCCCUAAACCAAAAGAGUUGGUUUCCAAAUGGUGACCAAGCAAAAACUUUAACUUGGAGGGUUGAAGUAGGGAUGAGUAACUCAAUACUGGAAUGAAGAGAAAAUUGUAGAGAAAACUGGAUUACAGUCAGCUGUGUCUAAGAUGGAUACCUUUGGGACUGACAGUAAGGGUGCUUUCCAUAUGAGAACUGGGCAGCCAGACCAGUCAAGUUGUAAAGAGAAUUGCUCCAUUAAUCAUGAGUUUUCAGUCAGAUCAGUCUAAUGUUUUAUAAAUCAUAUGCUCGGCAGCAGUGGGUUUUAGGAAAAAUUUGGGUAAAGACCAAUAUUUUAUUUUCCAAUUUUCCAGUAAGGCUGGCUAGUUGUGAAUCUUGGAAAGUGACCUUAGUGUCCCUCUAAAAGAGGUGUCUGCCUUUCAGAGAGACAAAGAAGAGAACUGAUGAGAAAGGUGGCCCAUCCAUCUCUUAGGGCAGUGUCCAUCUUUUAAGAGAUGUCCAUUUAGAAAGCAUUGAAUGUGUCUUGAUAAAUCCACAGGUGGGCCACUUUAUAACAACUCAUAUUCAACCUCUGCCAGUUUCUCAUAUGUGGAAUUUCUCUAACAUUUCCAAAGUUAAAUUUAGCUUGGCGAAAGCAUGUUUACUGCUCUUUUCAAAAACAUGCAAAGUCUCAAGUCCAAAAGCCAACAAACAUUUGUGUUCUUCACUGCCGUCAUUAAUCCUAGUGAACCUCUUAGGAAACGCAGGUUCACUUCACCGAGUUCAAAAGUUCAUAGUUUGUGAUUUAUGAUUGGUGGAUUUUGCUUUGCUGCUUUGUAAGUUUCUGUGUUUCAAAUUUCUUUGCCCGUUAUCGUAAUUAUGAUUGACAGUAGCAAAAAAUGCAACUGCAUGUAAGCUGUCUUUUAAAAUGCAGAGUUUGCAUGUUAUUGAAAAGUGCAGUUAAUAAGCUGAACUCCACUAACACCCAGCUUAUUAUGUCAAGAUGCCUUAAUGGCAAAAAUUUCCAUGUUAGUGUUCAUUGUUUUGUCAAAUAAGGAACAGCUGAAAUCAUGAACUUGGUUGGCCUGUGCAUGGUUACUACUGUCAUGUGUGUCAUUUUCACCCAAGACAGAGAAUAUCCCCAUACCGUCCCCUACAAAGGGUCAUCUGGCUUGAACAAACCCCAAUCCAUUUAAAAAUGUUUUCAACCCACUUGACUCAGACCCUUUUUAAUGCUGAUUAACUCCACUUCCAUUCCAACACAAAUCCAGGUGUUCUUUUAUUUACUUUGCACUACUGUUUUUACUCUGCUCUCAGAGAAGACUUCAUUUUUUUGCACAUUGCAGAAAAUCUAUUAACCUCCAGAUUAGUUAACCUAUAAUGAUUUUAAAGAAUUUUAAACCACUAUAAAUCCUUUUAAAAUUUAUGGGCUUGAAUUAAAUAAGCCCCCUGAGGAGCUUAAUAGAGGAUUUAUGGUUCAUUCAGCUAGUAUGACCUUCACUAAUGAUUGCUUGUAUUUUGAAAAAAUGGUUCCAAACAACAUAUCAUAUAUAGAUUUAGCCAUGGCUAAAAGCAAAGCUCUCGAUAAUAUUUAUAGUUUGCUCAAACAAAAUAAAAAUAACGAUAAAAUCGUGUGAUGCUAAGUGGUGAGGGCAACGAGAAUGGUGAAAGCACAACAAUAGUUAAUUAGCAAAAAAGCAACGUUGCACAUGCAGCACACUUUUUUUAAACAUUACUUUGCCAUUGUUUUGCACGACUACAAUGAGAAACUUCCAGAAACUUCCUGGUUACACGUUUCAUGGAGAAAAUAAUGUACGUGUUCUUGUUCACUUUUUUUUCACUGCCGCUCAUUUUCACCUUGGUGGCACGUAGCAUUUCUCAUUUUCUCACCACUGUUACAAAAUUUUCAUGUUGUUCUACCAACAAAAAAUGUAUCCUUUUUUUUUCUCUUGCUCUAGUUCUCUGUCGCUCUCAGUUUUCUCAUUAAGCUUCGCUGGCCGGUCGCCUACUUUCUCUUUUUCUCUUUAUUGACUCUUUAGUUGUCUCUGCUUCACAAUACACGGGUGGCUACGCGAUUCCCUGCCAAAAUAAGCUCGAGCUGCAUUUGGGUUGCCAUUUCUGUCGACUGUUGACUUAUUUUACAUUGGUAUGCCUGUGGUAUGGACGGACAGUCACUCGGUUGGGCAAUAUACAGUCACCUGAUUACCAAAUUUUCUAGGAUGGAUAGAUUUUCUUAGCUCUGGGGCUCCACUUGCUUGGAGCUCUGCUAUUAAGCCAAUCCUAAAUUUUUAGGAAAGGCUUGUUGGGGAGGACAUCAAAGUUGAAAUUUUGCAAAUUAUUUGGGUUUUUGUCACUUCUAAUGAUUAAAAAAAAAAAAAACAUAAAAUGUUUUUUUUUACUGUUAAUGUUGAUACAGGUAAUACAAGAUCAGUUAUGUUGACUGAUCAACUUUGUCAAAACAGCAAUCAGAUACCAGCCACAGUUCAGGUAAGUUGAAUUGUCUUAUAUGACAAGGAUGCAAAAUUAUUAAUCAUAACUAUAACAGAAUUCUCAAAUGUGACUGGCUUUCAGCUGUCCUGAUUUCAGCACAAAUUAGACUCCGCUGAGUCCUUUUACCAUUAUUAACAGUAAAAAAAAUACUAAUUCAAAGAACAUCAAAAUAAUUUUGUAUCCUUGCUCUAGAGGACCAUCUUUGGAUAUCCUUGUCCUCUAUAAACUGCAACCACUCAUGAUUGUUUUUUAAAGUGAUGGACUCAGUUUUUUUCUCUAUGCAUUGCCACUAACUAUCAGGCAUCCAGGGUAAAUAUUUUGAUGUUUCAUUAUUCCUCAACGCCAUUUCAGUUGUGUAGUCUUGUGUAAUUUGACUGUAUACAGGUAUAAAAGCUGCAGUAUGUGGUCUGGAAUAUGGAAGUCAUUACUAUGAUUGAAGUUAUGGCUGAAUAUAAUCUCAGAAGAAGAACAUUUCUCUUAACCCCUCUGGACCAUUUUCAGAGCCACUGACACCCCUGACUAGUGUGACUUUUUAGCAUGCCAUCUACUGGAGAAGUACAACCCUCCAAGUUGUGACCAUUUUGGUUGCUAUUGUGCCCAAAAUUUUGGAGUUGGCGACUUGAUUUGUAAAAAGGUCUCCCUAAACCAAAAGAGUUGGUUUCCAAAUGGUGACCAAGCAAAAACUUUAACUUGGAGGGUUGAAGUAGGGAUGAGUAACUCAAUACUGGAAUGAAGAGAAAAUUGUAGAGAAAACUGGAUUACAGUCAGCUGUGUCUAAGAUGGAUACCUUUGGGACUGACAGUAAGGGUGCUUUCCAUAUGAGAACUGGGCAGCCAGACCAGUCAAGUUGUAAAGAGAAUUGCUCCAUUAAUCAUGAGUUUUCAGUCAGAUCAGUCUAAUGUUUUAUAAAUCAUAUGCUCGGCAGCAGUGGGUUUUAGGAAAAAUUUGGGUAAAGACCAAUAUUUUAUUUUCCAAUUUUCCAGUAAGGCUGGCUAGUUGUGAAUCUUGGAAAGUGACCUUAGUGUCCCUCUAAAAGAGGUGUCUGCCUUUCAGAGAGACAAAGAAGAGAACUGAUGAGAAAGGUGGCCCAUCCAUCUCUUAGGGCAGUGUCCAUCUUUUAAGAGAUGUCCAUUUAGAAAGCAUUGAAUGUGUCUUGAUAAAUCCACAGGUGGGCCACUUUAUAACAACUCAUAUUCAACCUCUGCCAGUUUCUCAAAGUGGAGAAGGCGUUAUCACAGGGUUCCCACCAUAUACCAUUUCCACCGCUUCUCUUGCCCUGCCACCUACAGCAGCUGUCCCUCAAAUCCAACAAGCAAAAGCAGAGGAGGCACCUUCAUCUCAAGAAAUUGCCCAAGGCACUGCUCCCGAGCUGUCUGAUUUGUCAAAUUCCUCAGCCCAGAUAUUUGGCACUCUUGCAGAUAGCUGUUUGACCGCAGACAUGAAGGCCUUUAUUGAAUCUUUUAGGGCAAGAAGGAUUGCACUGGGAUACACCCAGGAAGAUGUGGGUAAUGAAUUGUCACACACCAACGGACAUUCUUCUUACAGUCAGUCAUUUAUCUCCAGAUUUGAAUCUAAGAAUCUUGGUCUGAAGGCAGCGGAGAAAAUGAAACCUGUUUUGCAAGAAUGGAUUGAACAAAAAGAAGCAGAGUGUGCCAAAGGAUUGCGAAUGUGCAAAAAGCGUAAAAGAAGGACCUCCUUCACUAACGAAACUCUCCAGUUUCUUAUUAAAACUUUUGAACAAAAUUCAAAGCCCACCAGUGCUGAAAUUGUGGACAUUGCUUCAAAAUUAGGUCUGGAACCUGUCACCGUACGAGUAUGGUUUUGUAACCGAAAACAGAUGAUGAAGCGCAUGGUGUCUGGAAAAGGUCGUGCUGUUCACUCACUCAAGGCUGAACUCGAUGCUAAGAAACAGGAAAGUCCAAGCACAGAGGACAGAGAAUCUCCAACUAAACUUGACUUUACCAACAUGCCAGUAGGACAGUUCUCAUUCACAGAAGACCGUGUAAAGGCCCUUGUAUGCUUGUCAUCUGAUGGAAGCCCGGUGAAAAGCUCCCACACAGCAGCAUCCACUACAGCUGUGAGCUAUGCUCAAGUGCAUGACGACAGUAUUGUUCACUCUGUUGCUGAAGCUGCUAACACAUCACCAGAGAAUACUCAGCAUGCUGAGCAGAGAUCUGCAACAGAAGUGCCUUAUACUUAG
Porites evermanni is the source of this 18398-nucleotide messenger RNA. The record is from the annotation of a GenBank genome assembly. NCBI's taxonomy places the organism in Eukaryota, Metazoa, Cnidaria, Anthozoa, Scleractinia, Poritidae.